Messenger RNA from Bombus huntii, 4711 nucleotides. RefSeq names its product kinesin-like protein Klp61F. Gene Ontology annotation, biological process: microtubule-based movement; mitotic spindle assembly. The transcript has 18 exons. Gene Ontology annotation, cellular component: spindle microtubule; nucleus. Gene Ontology annotation, molecular function: ATP binding; microtubule binding; plus-end-directed microtubule motor activity. The record is from RefSeq and is a predicted model, not a curated record. The coding region runs from base 1182 to 4349 and encodes 1055 amino acids. NCBI's taxonomy places the organism in Eukaryota, Metazoa, Arthropoda, Insecta, Hymenoptera, Apidae.
CUGUCCACAUGGAUUUAUCAUUAUGCACAAUACCGACUUUACAUUUCAAAUAAAUAAUAGUUUCCGACAUUGUCCACUCAAUGGUGAGAUAGGUAAUCCUUGGACUUGGACCAUGUUCGCCAUUGAAUUAUUUCCCCUGACUUUGCCAGACAGCGAUAUGCGGUGUGUAAUGCUGAUAUUGCCCGAGCAAGGUCGACUUCGCCUGUAACAUACAUAUACAUACAUUGUUCAAUAUUUACAUUAUGUAGAUUCAGUAUAUUUGGGGACAAUAUCACAUUGCUUUGUACAUUAUUGCAUCACUCAUAAUGUAUUCUUCAAGUUAUAAUUAUAAGAAUGUUUUAUCGAUUUAAAAAAAGAGUGAAAAUAUUAAAUGUGAAUAUCAAAGUUAGUUAUUAAGUGCUUUAAAUCUAUAAAACAUUACUGUAAAACAUUAUUGUAAAAAAUCUUUUAUAAUUCAACGUAAAUAUUAUGUACCUUUAAAAACUAGACGUUAUUACAAAUAUAAAUUUUUUAUUACAAGUUAAUAACAUAACUUGUUAUCGAAUCUAGAUGCAUAAGAAAAAAUUGCAGAAUUCGGAUUAUUUAUAUAUUUUUUGGUCUACGGUCUAGAGUAGAAUUUAGGCUGAUAAUCUAACUUAUUUUUAAUGUCAAUUAUUUUUCCACGAAUGCAAUAUAGGAAGAUAAAACAUUAACUUACAAAAAUUGUGACAUCAGUCCAAUCGAAACAAUUAGCCUCCCAAAAUGGAUCACUGGAUUAAUAUGUAAAAAUUACAAGUUAUUUUAAGGACAAAUAUAGAGAAAUUCAAAAUUUUAUAAGUCAUUCAACGUUAUUUGCGAAACCUCAUAGUCGAGAAUCAUCUGUUUUCAUCUUGUUUACGUCUUGUAAAUAUUAUUUUUAUUAAGGGGUGUUGAUUUUUGAAGACGGAUUCACAUGUCUGCUUUCUGUCGCUCGAUGUGUGCGACUCUUGUUCCAUUGCGAUCACUGCCCGUUCUGCGGCAAUAGAAGCUGUUACUAGCUCGCCACAAAUCAGCGCAAGAGCAUUUACAAAACAGCGCUCCAAGUGACUUUGUGAGGUACUACACAUUUUAAAUUGAUGUUUAAAUUGUAACGAAUAAUCUGCAUCAUUUUACAUAGUAGUUUGAUUGCAACGAAAAUCAGUAUAAUUUAAAUAAUAAUAAAGAUGAACGACACACGGAGUGGAAGAAAGGAAAAAUGUCAGCAGAUACAAGUAUUUGUUCGUGUUAGACCUAUCAGCAAUUUUGAGGAAAACAAUAAAUCUACAUCCAUAUUAGAAGUUCCAAAUAAUAGGGAAAUAAUAAUACAUGAACGUCCAAAUGACAAAGUUUCUAAAAAAUUUAAGUUUAAUAAUGUAUUUGGACCUUUGUCAAAACAGAUCGAUGUAUAUAAUGUCGUUGUUAGUCCAUUAUUGGAACAAGUAUUGGCUGGAUAUAAUUGUACAGUAUUUGCAUAUGGUCAAACUGGUACAGGGAAGACAUACACAAUGGAAGGAAUUAACAAUGAUCGAACAUUAUAUUGGCACAGUGACUCGUCUGCUGGCAUGAUACCACGUUCUUUAAGUCACUUAUUUGACAAAUUGCAACUACUGGAAACGCAGGAAUAUACAAUUAGAGUUAGUUUUCUUGAACUCUAUAAUGAAGACAUAUUUGAUCUUUUAUCAUCUAGUAAUGAUGCAUGUAAAUUGAGGCUAUAUGAAGAUGCAUCAAAGAAAGGUGCAGUAAUCAUACAUGGAUUAGAAGAAGUAACAAUACACAAUGCAAGUGAAGUUUAUAAAAUUAUUAAGAAAGGGUCCGACAGAAGGCAAACAGCUGCAACAUUGAUGAAUACUCAGUCUAGCCGGUCCCAUACUAUAUUCUCAAUUACUAUACAUAUGAAAGAAAGUACUGGUAAUACAGAUGGUGAAGAGAUUCUGAAAAUGGGGAAAUUAAAUUUAGUGGAUCUGGCUGGUAGCGAAAAUAUUGGAAGAUCUGGCUCUGUUGAUAGGAGAGCAAGAGAAGCUGGUAAUAUUAACCAGUCUUUAUUAACUCUUGGCAGAGUUAUAACAGCUCUUGUUGAAAAAGCACCUCAUAUACCUUACCGGGAAUCUAAACUUACAAGAUUACUGCAGGAAUCAUUAGGUGGUCGGACAAAAACGUCAAUUAUCGCAACAGUAUCCCCUGCUAGCAUUAACCUUGAGGAAACAUUAUCAACGCUAGAUUAUGCACAUCGUGCAAAAAAUAUCACAAAUCGUCCAGAAAUAAACCAGAAACUUUCGAAACGAGAAUUUUUGAAACAAUAUACAGAAGAAAUUGAAAAGCUGCGAAGAGAUUUAUUAGCUUCACGUGAUAGAAACGGUGUUUAUCUUGCAGAUGAUAAUUAUAGAGAAAUGGAAACACUAAUUUCACGACAGACUAAGGAAAUAGAAGAAAAAAUUAAUCAUAUAAAAGCGCUUGAGAAAAUUAUGCAAGACAAGGAGAGAAUAUUUAAUGAACUUGAAUUGCAAAAUAUUGCCCAGACAAAAGAAUUAGAUGAAGUUAAGACUAAAUUAAAUAAUUUCUCUGAAGCUCUACAGUCGUCAAAUUAUCGAUUAAAAUUAACAACGCAGGAACGAGAUGAGCAUAAAUAUUUAGUAGAGAGACAUAUGAAUACAGAACAAUCUUUAUUGAAUCAGGCUCAGACUUUGCUAAAUGUUGCAGAUACAGCAAUAACAGAUUCAUAUAAAUUACACGACAAAAUUGACAGGAAAAGUAAAACAGAACAAAAAUUUGAAGACCUUGGUAGAACCGUGAAAAGUAAUGUUUGUGAAUGUUUGCAAAAUAUAGAAAAAGAUAUAUCUACAUAUGGUGAAAAAUUAAAGACACUUUUUCCAGCAAUGAAAAAUGACAUCGAAACCUCUACCAAAUGUAAUGGUAUUGACACGAUAGUACAUCGAAACGCGACGAGCAAUUCGAAUCAAUCAGAUACUACUAAUUUAACAAAAAAUAUAAAUGAAUUUCAUUUAGAGUAUCAGAAUUGGAUACAAAAUGAAGUAAGAAAUGUGGUUGGUACAGUGGAAUCUGAAGAUGAAUUAAUGAGUGUCGUUUCUCUGCAAUUGGUUGAAAGCAUCAACAGUAUGAUAGAAAAUGAAAUAGCUAAAAACCUGGAAAUCAUAAGGAAUAAUGUAUCUGAAAAAUUAAAACAAACUUCGACUCUUUUAAAAGAAAUGAUAGAUGCUUCUUGUAAUUAUGAAUUAGAGAUUAAUGAUCGUAUGAGCCAAAGUAUCAAAAGUAUUAUGGAAGCUGUUGAAGUACUUCGUAAAAAACAGGAAUUUAGUGAAAAACAACAGUUAUUUACUAAAAUGAUGGGAAAUCUAUUUUCACAGUCAAACGAAUUACAUAAAAGUCAAGGAAAGCAUUAUUCUGCUACAAUUGACAAAUGUGAUUAUAUUAGUAAAAUUUGUAAUGAAGCUAAUGUUCAAGCAACAAAUAGUUCUAAUAUAAAUGUUAAAAUGAGAAAUGAUUUAAAAGAUUAUAUACAAAGGGAUAUAGAGAAAAUUGAAAAUAACGUUAUUGUUACAACAAGACAGAAUGAAGAAAUUGCAAAUGAGAUUACAAAGCGAGGAAAGGAUUUAAUAAACGAAUUGAAGUCAAAUAUAAAUGAAAGUUGUAAUAUGUCGAAGCAGUAUACAAAUGAUAUGGAAUGUAAUAUUAAGGAAGAGCAACUGAAAAUGGAUUCAGAUAAGAAUAUAUCCCUUUCAUUAAUCAAUGAUGCACAUGAAGUAAUUUCAGAUAUAAGUAAAAACCAUGCAAGAUUCGUGAAAGAUAUAAAGGAAAAUACUGGAUAUGUGUCUCAAAACGUAUCUGCCCAAUUAGAAAACCAAAUGAGGGAAUCAAGUGUGCGGAAUGAUAAUAUUAUUGAACAGUUACAAAUAACAGUUGGUGAAAUUAACAAAUUUUUUGAUGAAGAUUUGCAACGUGAUGUCGCAACAGGAUUAACUCCAGCAAGGAAAAACUUUUCCUAUCCUCGUCAAUUUAAGGUAACGUCUCCACAUGAACAAAUUCUUAAAAAGUUUAGAGAAAGCAGAAAAUUUCUUGAAACAACAGAUGAUGAUUCUAUACAAGAUGACACAAUCACCAAUAGUGAAAUAAUGAAGGGCAUUGCAAAUUCAACUGCAUUAUCUGACAUUACACUUGUAUCUUCUGCAAUUGAUAAUAUAACAUUUGAUACCUCUAUUUCAAGUAGUAAAUUUAUGGAUUCUCAUACUGAAAAUAUUACACAAAUGUUAGAUGUAUCUCCAAAGUUGAUACAAUCCCAUACUAAAUCUGAAUCUGCAAUAUACAGAAAGAAUGAAAACAAGGAAAACAAUAACUAAUAUACAACAAUCAGAACACAAAGUGAAACAAAAAGUGAAGCUGAUAGAAAUAUUUACAGUAUAGAAUUUUCUCCACUUAUUUUUAUACAAUCUGUCCAAUUAACAUUAUGUUAUAUGUGUGCAUGUUAGUUUAGAAAACAUAUAUUACAUGUCUCAAUUUAAUUAUUAGGUGAUAGAAGAUAAAAUAAAUUUGUAUUAUAGAAUUAAAAGAAAUUAACUCUAAUCAUGUAUUCUUGUGUUUCGAGUGAAAGUUUUAGUCGAAAUGUUGUCAAUCUUCUAAGUAUUACAAUCCCGUGGGAAAAAAAUCAUACAAUAAUCUAUGUGGGUCCAUUUUAAAGGUUAAAAACUCUACUUUCUCAUUC